Chondrus crispus (carragheen) is the source of this 657-nucleotide messenger RNA. RefSeq lists its product as hypothetical. Lineage: Eukaryota; Rhodophyta; Florideophyceae; Gigartinales; Gigartinaceae. The transcript has a single exon. The record is from RefSeq and is a predicted model, not a curated record. The coding region runs from base 1 to 657 and encodes 218 amino acids.
AUGUCACGGGAGUCGUCGCGAUGCUCGUCGCUCUCCGUUCGUUGCAGGUGCGUGGAUACCCAACCAAGCGGACGAUGUUGGAAGUUAUCCACCGACGCAGCGCGACCGUCGCUGGCGGAGGCGGUGGGUAACUUGGCGGGCAGGGGAGAGCGGUUAGGUCCUCACCCGGCGUUUGCCGGUUCUUUAGAAGCCCUAUUGCCAUUGGUGCAUAAAAAGUGCAUAAUUAGUGCAUCAAAUGAUCUUUUGUACGAGGCCACAAUGGCAGCCACAGAAUUAGCACGGCUGGAUCCUUCGUUCGACGCGUUCCUGCAAAGCCUGCAGGAACCCGAGUCGCCAGGUCCGGCGUUCUCGCCACGGCGCUACAGCGAAGCGCUGCAGAUUGACCUGCAGACACUGGCCGAACUGGCAGGGGUGCAUCGCAACACGGUGGCCCGUGCGCCGGCAUCGCGAGGCAUUCAGGAGUUCCUGAGAGAAUCGAUUCGUGUCAUUCGCGCUGCGACGGAUUUGUCCGGCGACGUUAACAAGGCAUUGUUCUGGUACCGGAACGAACCGAUUCCGGCCUUCCAGUACAAGACAGCCGAGCGACUGGUAGUUGAAAAACGCAGCGAUGACCUGCUGCGAUACAUCGUGUCUCUUGAAGCCGGCCCGGCGGGGUGA